This is a messenger RNA of Lobosporangium transversale, 624 nucleotides long. RefSeq lists its product as hypothetical. The transcript is spliced from 2 exons. The coding region runs from base 1 to 624 and encodes 207 amino acids. The record is from RefSeq and is a predicted model, not a curated record. NCBI's taxonomy places the organism in Eukaryota, Fungi, Mortierellomycota, Mortierellomycetes, Mortierellales, Mortierellaceae.
AUGCCAGACCACGACACCAUCAGCAUAUUCAGCGAUGACCUAACAGUAUCGGAUCUUGGCUUCAAGCUGUUAGGCGCUACUGCCCCAGAAGCAACGCCCCCCGAUCCGGCUGAUUUAGCAACUUCUGACUCUAACCAUGAGGAGCCUAUUGCUGACUCCGACGGUGUUACAGAAAACAAUGAUAAUCAAUCUUUGAAAGCUAUCGAAAUUGAUUUGUCAGAUAUUUUAAAAGAUAAGUUAGACAGAAAAUUCGAGAUCUUGAUUGCGGCAAAGGAUUAUUACAUGAAAAUCGCAUUGGCGCACGGAUUUGCCAUCAAGAUCCGCUCUAGUUCAGUCAACACAAGCACUUAUCCGCCUAGCAAAGAAAAACCCCAGAAGUUUGAUCCAACGCUCCCUGGAAUUAGAUCUGAUUUUCAUCUAGAAUGCAACGGUGCCUACCUAUUCGUGAGUGAAUGUAAAAAAGCGGAUGUGGACUCAAAAUUUGACUUUGAGAAAGUUGCCAUUGAGAUGAAAGACUCUUUAGAUCAUGCGGUUAUUUCUGGAAAGAAUGCAACUAAAUCCUUUGGUUGCCAGGUAUCUGGUACGCAAAGCAACGUCAAGUAUUUUUAUGAGUCAAUAUGUUGA